AUCAUAGUCACUGUGUGGAAGCAGGAGGAGGAGAGCGUGGAGGCGAGGGAGCACGGCUAUCUGACUCUUCUGCAGCUCAGGAGUCCAGCACAGACCUUCAGACAGGACCUCAGCACCUUCAAGACGCAAGUCAGCACCAUUCUGAAUGUUCUUCCACCUCCCAGAGUCCAGUGUCAGCAGAUGACAGUCUCUGGAAAACACCUGACUGUCCUCAAAGUGUUGAACUGCAGCUCCCAGGAGGAGGUCUGUGUCAGAGACAUGAAGAUCCUUCCUAACUAUAACUCAUCCUUUCUUCCAAUCAUGCCGGAUGGUUCAGUUCUCAUAGUCGACAAUGUCUGCCACCAAUCAGCUGAGGUCACCAUGGCUUCAUUUUAUCGGAUAGACAGCAAAUCAUCACGUUUACCCAGCAUGCUCAGCGCCCUGGAGGAACAGAACUUCCUGUUCCAGUUGCAGCUGCAAGACAAAGCAGAGGAGGACUCUAGUGAGGGUUUGGAGGUUCCGUUGGUGGCUGUGUUGCAGUGGUACAAUCCAACACUCCCUUUCACAAGAUAUAUCUCUAGCUGUUACUCAUUGCCCAGUAUCCGCUUGGAUCGUCCUCAGCUGGUGAUGACAGCUUCCUGUCCCAGUGCUGUCAGGCCUCUGGAGCACUUCUGGGUAAAAUAUACCCUGCUGAACAACUUACAGGACUUCCUGGCUGUCCGUCUGAUCUGGAAUUCUGAAGGUGAGAAGCAGGCUUCACCAUCACAGUCUCACAGGCUAGUCCUACACAAUGUCCAUGUCUGUUAGAGGUCAUUAUAGAGA
Larimichthys crocea (large yellow croaker) is the source of this 801-nucleotide messenger RNA. RefSeq lists its product as uncharacterized. Lineage: Eukaryota; Metazoa; Chordata; Actinopteri; Sciaenidae. The record is from RefSeq and is a predicted model, not a curated record. The transcript has 6 exons. Gene Ontology annotation, biological process: cilium assembly. The coding region runs from base 181 to 786 and encodes 201 amino acids. Gene Ontology annotation, molecular function: alpha-tubulin binding. Gene Ontology annotation, cellular component: TRAPPII protein complex.